Zea mays is the source of this 2988-nucleotide messenger RNA. Its product is annotated as BEL1-like homeodomain protein 7. Gene Ontology annotation, molecular function: DNA binding. NCBI's taxonomy places the organism in Eukaryota, Viridiplantae, Streptophyta, Magnoliopsida, Poales, Poaceae. Gene Ontology annotation, biological process: regulation of DNA-templated transcription. Bases 703 to 2622 code for a protein of 639 amino acids. The record is from RefSeq and is a predicted model, not a curated record. The transcript is spliced from 6 exons.
GUUUAAGCCCCCACAGCCCCACCCAAUAAUCCGCCACGACAAUAAACAACCAGCACCAGCAGUCCAGCGGCAACAAUAAUCAAAUCAAAGAUCAGGAGGGGGGAGAAACGGCUUUUCUCUAGCAGGCCCUCCGGUUGUUUUUAUUAUAUUGGGUGCUGUUGUUUGUUGCAGGUGGUGGGUGGUGCAGGGAUUCUUUAUUUCUGGAGGCAGGAAGGAGGAAGAAGAAAGAAGAAACAUCAGAACCGACCCGACUAUCAGAGAUAGAGAGAGAGAGGAGCUCUCUCCUCUUCUUUUGCUUUUGGUAUUGUUAUCUUGGGAUCUGAUUUUGUCCCCAUACUAGGAGGGAGUGAGGGAAGGAGGGAGGAGGCUGGGCUUGUUUCUCCUCUCUUCUCUCAUCUCAGUUCCUCCUCGCAAGGCUGGCCGUCGGCUCGGCUCUGUUGACAGCAAUCCCUGCACUGCAGUCUUGCCAUGCUCCCCACGAGGAGCGCACCAUCAGAGUGAUUCUGCAGAAGGAUUCAUUCUACUGGCGAGCCGAGCUGGUGAAGGAGCUAUAAUAAGCCUAGCGCUCACUUCAGUCAUCAGCCAAGUGAUUGAAAAAGGCAAGUCGUCUGAAUUAUUGGUUCCAAGGGCUCUGUAGUUGCUUCUCCACACUUUCCUAUGCUUUUGCAUUAAUCUUGACAACUGAGUACUCAAAGCUGGGAUAUGGCUACUUAUUAUUCGAGCCCUGACAGUGAAAGAGAUUCACAAACAAUGUACUCAACAGAGUCAGGCAAUGCAUCAUAUCCCGUGCCAUCAGCCCUAGGGAACUUUCUUUAUCUGAACAGUGCAUCUUCUGGACCUUAUACAGAAUUUAAUGGAAUUGUCCAGUCUCAACAGAAUUUCAUGGAACUUACUGGUCAUCCUUCAGCAAUUUCACAUGAUUCAUCAUCCAACGAAGCUACUAACAUUGGCACUUCACUGACAGAACAGCGCUCUUUUGGUCCUUUGAAAGAUAUGAGAAAUGAGAUGUUGAUGCAUUUGAUGGAUGGAGCACACAGCAGUGGCAGUGACCUCAUCCACAAUGAUGACCAUAGCACUGCACAGCUCGAGUUUGGCAUGUUAAACAACCACAAUUCAACAAGUCUUCCAUCAGCAUCAGGCCAAGGGCUGUCUCUGAGCCUCAAUACACAUAUCUUGGCACCUUCCUAUCCAUACUGGUCUGCAAAGCAGGACUUAUUAACACCAAAUUCUUACCAGGGUGAUGACAACAGAAUGAAGAAUAUGCAGUCUGAGGCUUCACAGGCAAUCCGAAACUCUAAGUAUCUGAAGGCAGCACAGGAGUUGCUUGAUGAGAUUGUCAGUGUUUGGAAGAGUGUUAAACAGAAAACAGAUAAAGGCCCUUCUGAAGCAGGAAAGUCAGAUGGAAAAGAGACUGAUGGGGGGACUAAAAGUGAGGGAGUAUCUUUUGAUCCACAAGAGUCUGGUGCCAAUACAGCAGCUGAGCUUUCAACUGCUGAGAAACAAGAGCUCCAGAAUAAGAUGGUGAAACUUAUGGCAAUGUUGGAUGAGGUGGAUCGGAAGUACAAACACUAUUAUCAUCGGAUGCAACUUGUAAUGUCAUCGUUUGAUAUGGUUGCUGGUUCUGGAGCUGCCAAGCCUUAUACUGCAGUUGCCCUCCAGACAAUCUCACGGCAUUUCCGAUGUCUAAAGGAUGCUAUCAAUGAUCAAAUUAGUGUUAUCAGGAAGAAACUUGGAGAGGAUGACGAUGCAUCUGGCAAAGAGGGCAAACUAAUUCGCCUUCGUUAUAUCGAUCAGCAAAUAAGGCAACAGCGAGCUUUCCAACAGUAUGGUAUGCUACAGCAAAAUGCUUGGAGGCCACAGAGGGGGCUACCUGAAAAUUCAGUCUCGAUUCUCCGGGCUUGGCUUUUUGAACACUUCCUUCACCCGUAUCCAAAAGACUCUGAAAAGCUAAUGUUAUCGAGACAAACUGGGUUAACAAGAAGUCAGAUUUCAAAUUGGUUCAUCAAUGCCCGUGUCCGGCUGUGGAAGCCAAUGAUCGAAGACAUGUACAAAGAAGAGAUAGGUGAGGCAGAGCUAGACUCCAACUCUUCCUCUGACAAUGUGCAGCCGAACAAGGACAAGCCGCCAUCUUCCGAAGAAAAGGACCAUAAGACCUCAACAAGCCAGGUUUGCCAAACCAGCCAGCUUGGCGAAUCCAAAGCCAACAUUGGUGGAGUGGUGAGCUUUUGUGGAGCGCCAGCCGGCGGCUUCCACAACGAUGCCAACCCCGAUGACAGCUUCAUGAGCCUGAUGCUGAAGGCCCAGAGACCGGGCGAAACCGAUGGCAGCGGUCUCCUCCAUGAUGCCGUCGCUCAUCACUCCGAUGAGAGCGCGCGGUUCAUGGCGUACCACCUGACAGAGUUUGGGAGGUAUGGGAACAACAACGUCUCACUGACUCUGGGGUUGCAGCACGCCGAGAACACCCAGCCGGGCUUCCCCGGCGUCAGAGACCAAGACAUCUACAACUCCACAGCUCCUCUCAACGUCACCUCCACAUCUUCAGAGUAUGAUUCGGCGAGCCAAAUAGAUCAACAACGGCAGCUGUUUGAGGUGUCACCUCUGAUGCAUGAUUUCGUGGCCUGAAUUUCAGCUGACGCACUGGAAAACGUGGGGAAGUGACUUGUCAUUUGUAGUGCCAGGACGAACAAUAUGCCUGGACUGAAUUUUCAGGCGUGGAAAUGUAGCUGUAGUUGUAAUUGGGGUACAGAAUGGACGAGGUAUAUAGCAUAAAUGUUAUGUAAAUUUAGUGGGGGCAGGGGUGAUAGUGGUAAAGAAAUCCUGUAAAGAUGGAAUACAUUUUAUACGUGUAAAAUACGAGUAUUUAAGGGCCACGCUGUAAAAAUAGAUUUACCUGUAACUGUAACGAGUGUUUGUAAUGAGUGUAAAGAACUGCCACAUGCCAUAUUUUCGAUGGGUGAGAAGAUAUAGAAAUCUUAUUUUCUUUGUUAA